This is a messenger RNA of Rhagoletis zephyria (snowberry fruit fly), 3075 nucleotides long. RefSeq lists its product as uncharacterized. The record is from RefSeq and is a predicted model, not a curated record. Lineage: Eukaryota; Metazoa; Arthropoda; Insecta; Diptera; Tephritidae.
CAAAGCUGUCAGCGGCGGUCAAGUCUUUUAAAUGGUUUUCAAAAACUCAGUCGCAGUUUCAAUUCAGACCUCAAGUUGUGUAGAUCGCCCAAAAUCUAAAUAAAUUAUCGCCCAAUGGAAAAGGAACCGCACAAUCAGCCUACCGAUGUGAACGGGGAUGACCCACAGAGCAGAGCUACUGCUGAUGUCACACCCGAAUGGUUGGCAGGCGAGUUAUUUGAAGACUUGUUGAAAGACAAGUUUCCGGAGUACAAAUCGAUUGCUAAAUUUGCGGUGCGGCCCGGCGUGAAAAGCGGUGAGAAUUUCAUGACGUUGUUGCAGCGCAUACAUCUGGAUGUGGUAAUGCAAGACGCCACAAAAACCGCAGUUUCCUACAUGGUUAAGACACUACCCACCAACCAAUUUAUACGCAACUUGGUACAAUACUGGCAAAUCUUUGAUAAGGAGAGCUGCACUUACAAUACAUACUUGCCAGCCUUUGAAGAGAUGUACAGGAAUUGCGGCUUGGACGUAAAAUUCGGCCCCAAAGUGUUCCAGCUGCCAGUGCCGGUCGAACACGAAGGCGAAAUUCUGGUUAUGGAGGAUUUGCGUCCGAUUGGCUUCACAAACAUCCAACGACAAGAGGGCAUGGAUAAGGCGCACACCGAAGCGACCUUGCGGAAAGUCGCGCAACUGCAUGCCGCUUCUGCCGUCUACUAUGAUCUCCACGGGCCUUACCCGCAGUUGUACGACAAAUGUUACUGCUGCGAAGUGGACGAGUCCUACCCAGCGCGAGCCACCCGCACUAAGCUGCUGCGCGAAUGUUUGCCACUCUAUGGGGAUGUGUGCCAUCUGGAUGAGAAGUUGCACAGCUUUUGUGAAUUGGCCUGCGAUCCCAAUCAGGAAGCAGUCCCACAACAACCCCACGAGUUUUACGUGCUAAAUCAUGGCGAUUUGUGGUCAAACAAUGUUAUGUUUCGAUACGAUGACAGCGCAGCGAUAAAAGAUACAUAUCUCCUCGACUACCAGUUGAAUUUAUAUGGUUCACCUGCCGUGGACUUGUAUUAUCUUCUGCUAUCAUCAACUAAUUUGGAUGUUAAAGUUAGUCAUUUCGAAUAUUUCGUUUCAUUCUACCAUGCGGAACUGGUGAAGUGCUUGAAAUUGCUGAAAUAUGGGGAGAAAAUACCGACACUCAGGGAUAUCCACGUAGCCCUCUACAGGCACGGAAAUUGGGCUUAUAGUAUUGUCAGCGAUUUGUUGCCUAUCAUACUAUCAGACCAAAGCGAGGACAUCAACGUCGAUGUUUGGCUGGAUGACAAGAAUGCGGACAUGCGAAGGAAGAUGUACCGUAGUCAGCGCUACAUUGACCACAUGACACAACUGCUUCCAUGGCUAGAGACUCGCGGGUUAUUGGAUUUCAUACCUGAGGGCGAAGUAUUUUUAGUUAUUGGUUUCCGAGGGGCCGACAGUGCGUUCACUAAUUGUUCAAAGGAAAAAAUGUCGCUUCAAGAUGCAAACGGAUCGUCGGAUAGCGUUCUAACUGGAAAUGGUCCCCAAUUGCCAGACUGGAUAAAAGCAGAACUGUUCAGCAACUUCCUAAAGGAAACAGUGCCGGAAUUUAGAGACAUCAAAAGCUUCAAAACAAAGCCCGCCGUAGCCCCGGGUGAGAACUAUACCACCAUCAUGCUGCGAAUCGAAAUGGAGAUCAACACGCAAUCUGGCAACGAGAAGACUCUGUCGUAUAUGUUGAAAAUACCACUUGAAUCGAUUAAGGAUCUAAUGGAGAAGCACAACAUCUUUGACGUUGAAUCCAUGAUGUACCGUUCGGUGGUGCCCGAAAUGGAGCAGAUGUACCGUGACGCCGGAGUCGAAGUUAAAUUCUCCGCCGGCUACUACGACAUCCAGACGCCAUCACAAUUUGGUGUCAUACUGCUGGAAGAUUUGCGCCAGCGUGGCUUCAAAAACAUCAACCGCCUUGAAGGGCUCGACAUGGAACACGCAAAGUGUGCGCUGAAGAAGCUUGCUCAAUGGCACGCAGCUUCGGCCACGAGGGUCCAGUUGAUGGGGCUUUAUCCUGCAGUAUUAACAUCUGGGUACUUUACGGACGAACACUACGAUCUGAUGAAGCAAAUAUAUGAAAAUUUAGGCAAUGUAUUCCUGAGCAGCGCAAAAACAUUCAACGGAAGUGAAGAAUACAUUGAAAGCUUGGAAAAAUUUAAUUCGCACUACUUUGAUAGUUUCUUUAAUGCUGGCAAAGUUGAUCCGAAUGAGUUUAAUGUUUUGAACCAUGGAGACUGCUGGUCCAACAAUGUCAUGUUUCAAUACGAUGCGUUUGGCAGGAUCAAAGAAACAUAUUUCGUGGAUUACCAAAUUCCAAAGUAUGGCUCGCCAGCUCAGGACUUGUACUACCUCAUCCUUUCGUCUACGAGCUACGACUUGAAAUUGAAGCAAUUCGAUUAUUUCGUAAAAUUCUAUCAUGAAAAUCUGGCGGAGAGUCUCACUCUCUUGAAGUAUCCCAAGCAAAUACCAAAACUGAAAGAUUUACACAUCCAUUUACACAGAACCAACAUUUGGGCUUAUACGACAGUCACUGGCGCUAUGGGCGCCGUAUUGUUGGAUCUCACUGACAAAGCCGACGUCGCAGCCCUAGUCGGGGAAAAUGAAGCCGGGAAUGAAUUUAAGAAGCAAAUGUACACCAGCGCCAGAUUUCGAAGGCACGCUGAGGUUAUCCUGCCGUGGCUGUUCAAUCGCGGCGUGUUGGAGUGCUGAACAUACAUAUGUAUGUAUGUAUGUACAUAUCACACUAUAAAUACAAAAUAAUCGAAGACCUAAACUUUUGAAAAUCGCUUUUCCGUAAUAUUUCUUUAUUGGCGCUAAUGUCGUUGCUUCUUCUUGUUCUACAGCUUUUUAGUACUCCUAAAAUUUCAUAAGUUUUGAGUUGCGACUGCUUUGCAUUUAGUGUAGGGCUGUAAAAGUAAAGAAUAUUUGGAUAGCCGUAUGUAUUCGUUACUAAUCCAAUCAACACCCGUUACUUUCAUAUCGUUACUUUACUCGUUACUUUUGAUAAAAGCAUUUGUACCUCACACAACUCAUCGC